UGUCACGUGAUUGAGAGAGACGUAUGAAAGUCGGCACACGCACGCUGUCCUCUCAUAUUCAGUAAUUCUCUGCACGACCGUCAAGAUGUUGGUAGUAUAUAGUAAUUCACUGUAUAAAUUCAUCAGAUUUAGAUGACUGAAGCGGUAGACUGGUUUGGAUAUACAGAUAUCUACAAACUAGCCCAAGAGUUUUCUACUUACAUGGGUUACUUAUUGACUGAAUGACUUACUAAGGCAGGUAAAAAAAAACUCGCUAGGAUAAAAAAAAAUUUUCAUUAAUAUUUUUGAAUAUGAAUAUAUUAUUUAAAUCUUUUAGCAGAGUAGUUAUCUUUUAAAUGACUUCGAUAAUAGGAGAAAAAGAUUUAAAAUGGUAUCGUCACGGAAUUCGACUUGCAUAAUAAUUGAUUUAGACUCUGCUUUAUCAAAUUAAUUUAAAAUGAAAAUCAAAUGGUCGCGACUGUUUCACGACAAUUACACGUGUAACUUAAGUGUCUUUAAAAUGCAUGUACGAGCACAAUUUCGUCGUAGUAGCUCAGUGGUAACUAAACCAUUCAAUUAGUAACCGGGAGGUAUUGAGUUCGAGCCCCGCUUUUUGCCAUGGCCACGUCAAAACUAAGACGUAAACAUAGGUGUCAAAUGCUCCUUUGCAAAUUGUUCACAUUCAGAAGUGAAAUUCCACGGGUCUUUCGGAUAUGACCUUAAUUAAACAUGUUAUAAACGGGGGUCCCAUGUCGCGACAGGUAUUAGCACGUUAAAGUGCCCUCGCUGUUACGGCCCUGAGCGCUAAGCACAGGUCUAAAUUUGUGGUACUUUACAUAUGAGCGAGAAAUUAUCGACGGACGUUAAAGAACAAUCAAAUAAAUACUCGAAGACAUCGGGGUUAAAUAAAAUAUACAUUUCAAUGUCUGUGUAUGACAACAGAUAAAAUUAAAUAUAUAUCAUGCACAAGACUGAAACACAAUGUCGAGAGGGGUGGGUAGGGCAUUUAUACAUAUAUAUCGUACUAGUCAGUCGACAAGAACAUGUCACCUUGAACAAGAAGGAACAACGCAUAAAAUAAUCCAUAAAUUGAAUAGAUACAUAAAUUAUCAUUAUUCUAUUUCUUUGAGCACUAUCAGUCAGAUGAAUUUGUCUAGCAAUUUUGAACGUAAUAUAAAGGUCGAGUACAGUAUUGAGAUCGACAUUAUAAUGUCAAAGAUAACAUUAUUUCUUAAUCUAGUGUUAUCAAUUCGACGUCAAAUUUUGAGUAAACAUUUGAUUUCAAUGAAAUAAUUUUUUUUUUGGCAAAGAUUUUAGAAUUGUUCCUUAUUUAAAGGACACGAUUUGAGCUGAAAAUUUUCAAAUUUAAUUUUGUGUAUUUUUAAUGUUUAGAAUGCUUAACUAAGGUAUUUCUAAUAGUAAAGAAAAAUAUGUGAAUUUAAGUUGUCGAGGUACUUGGGAGAUACGGAGCUUACAAUUCUUUGAUACAUGCAUGUAAACAAGGCUCGUGGCAUGUUUUUGUUUUCAUAGGUUGAAUAUACUACUAUAAAUUUCGUUUAAAGCAGAUUUUUGUUUUCAAUUUACAAGUUAAUUCUGAACACAAUUAAAUAGUGUCUAGUGUUUGUUACAUCUCAUUUUGUUUUAAACAUGCUAUUAUUAAGCAAUCUAUAUGUAAACAAAAACGUGAAACGAGCCUUGUUUACAAAACAAAGAGUGCUGUAUCUCACUUGUAACUCAACAACUGAUAUCCAAAUUUUGGUUGACCAUUAGAAAUACUUUAGUUAAACAUUGUAAACAAUAAAAAUGGUAUAAAAUUUGAAAUUGUAUUUUUUUUUUUUUUUUUUUUUUUUUUUUAGCUCAGAUCGUCUCCAUGCUCCUUUAAAGCUAUCAAUUUGAUAUCAAAUACGUCGAAGUUUUAUAUAAUGAUUAAACAUUGAGUUUUUGAUAUACAUUUAUCCAUUAUACCCUUUUCACAUAAAGUUGUCAACAGUUACUUAUGUAUAGGAACAAUGGCAAAAUUCCUCUACAUUGUUUCAUCUAAAAUUCUUUAAAAAGCAAUCGUUUAGCAAUUCUCCCACAUGAUCAACGCCAUUAUAAAUAGUUAGUUCCAAACAAAUAUAGAUCUACAGCAGCGUAAACACUAGCUGGUAUCCUGUUGAUAAGUUUCUGUACUAAGAUAUGUUAAUUCUGUACACCAAAAUAGCAUCCAGCCACUACUUUAUUUCCUUGUGUAUUCGACACUCCCCAAUAUCUACUGUUCCAGGUUUCCGCAGUACGGUGAUUUGUAAGGCGCUUUUGAUACUUAUAGUACGGAUACUUUUUAUCACCAGUUUUUACGGCAAAACACGUACCGAUUAAUAUAAGUUCUGUAGUAUCUAUAUUUCUUGGUCUUCAGCUAUAUCCGUUUGGUUUUUCGUCGAAAAUUUUCCAAGUUGGUCCUCGUUAAUUUAUUGUAAUCACCAAUACAACAGUUGCCGCAAGAAUAACAGUAUACAUUUCAUGUUUGUAGACCGACGUUUUCUGUUGCUUACAUGUGAUGAAAUCUUUUUUUUUUUUUUUUUAGCUGGGCAGAAAUAUCGAUUUCAGUCUCGAUAAAGUCGAUCUUGAAAAAUAAUUUUAGUUUUUGAACAUACAUGAGGGCAUGAACUGCACCGCUUUGUGCUGGUGUUGUAGAGUGAGCCUUCCCCCAUAAUGAGCAUUCACCCGGAAGCCUGGCUCUAGAGUGAGCCUUCCCCCUGGGGGAAGGCUCACUCUAGAGCAGGAGAACCCCCCGGGAAGUCUCACUCUAGAGCCAGACUUCCCCGUGAGAAGACCUACUCUAUCACUAGUUGUAGAGUCAGACUUCCCCCCAUAGCAGGACUUCCCCUUCAUUUAUUCCUGGUAAACUGCUAUUACUUUAUGGAGAUUGUUUAGAUACCAAGACCUUUUUCAGCAGGGCAUUAAAUGAUUUUGCUUAAGGAGGUACUCUAUAUCGUCAUAAUGACUGACUUCCUUUUAAAACAUGGAUGAAAAUAUAAAUAUCAGCAAUAUUUGUCUAAUCAUUUAAAGAAUUCUCACCUAGUUGAGUAGUUCAGUAGGUUAGCACGUCAAGUGCAAUAAAAGAGAGAAAAAAAGCACGUCGACUGCUGAACUGUAGAUCGUGUGUUCGAGUCCAGCAUGGGUUUUAAAUUUUUCUCAGAUUGCUUUCUACUAAAACUGCAUUUUUUAACUAAAUAAAGUAAAUUUGAAAGUUUACAAUUUCAAAAUAUUGUUCAUAUCCUCCACUUUUCAUCCAUAUCAAAUUUCUCUGGUGUAGCAUACCUCCUUAUAAGUCGUUCUCUAAACUCAAGAGAAGAAAACGGUGAAUAAAACACAUUGGAAUUGAUAAGUCAUUUUGUUUGACUCAUAGACCUUGAACUUUGACCUAUGCCUUGGUUAGUUUUAGAAGUUUGAAAAAUGAAAUGAGGGAAUUUCGAAUUUAUAUUUCUUCUCAUCUGCGUACAAAUAUCGGUUAUGCUUUUAAACUUGUACAACUUCAGGUAGGUAGGUAGGUAGGUAGAUAUGUAGGUAGGUAGAGAGGUACUUAGGUAAUUCCCUGUCCGAUCAACUAAAAUUUAUUUCAUAGUUUGCGAGACUUCAAGAGGGUGUUAUGGCUCUAGAGUGAGUCUUCCCCCUGGGGGUAAGGUUUAUUCUAGAGGAAUUCUGCUGGGGGGGGGGGGGGGGGGGCUCACUCUAGAGCGAGACUACCGGGCGAAAGGCUCACUCUAGAGCCAGACUUCCGCGGGAAGGCUCACUCUAGAGCCAGACGCCUGUUGGUACCAUCCUUUUUCCCGACUUUGUCACCCCUCCGCCAGAUUGUGACAUUGUUGUUUCACAAAUGAAAAAAGAUAAACAUAUUGAAAAGAUUUGAAUAUAAUUCAACCUCUUUCAAAUUCUAUUACUUUAUUCUACCAGCUACCUUAAGAAAAGAUUUCAUGAACCUACCCAAUGAAUAAAAGGUAACCCCCCACCCCCAACCCCGAAAACAACAUUGUAAAAGAUGAACAAAAAAAUAAUUUCCCCCAAACAUAGCCUUUUUAAAUCGAACUUGCUUUUAAUCGAACUAGAUAUAUGAAUUUGAAUUUAGUUCUACACCUGGUACACUAUACAUUUAUGUAUCACAUCAAAUUUUAAAGCGAAAGAGUUCGGUGUGGAAAAAAGGUUUGUCGCAUUUGGGAUGAAUCUUUGUGAAAGUUCGUACAUUUACCGGUACCCUGCGGAUUAGUGUUGAAACUGAAGAGAUAUAGCGAGAGAAAAAGAUUGAAACAGAAUCAAUGUAAACUAGGGUGAAGUUUACGACCAAUAGAAAGAGGAAUCAACAUAUUUAUUUUAUAAUAUAUGAAAUAGCUAAAAGGCUAACACAGAAUUUAUGCUUGAAUGGAAUUAAAAGUCAUCUCAUUAUUAAUCUAAAUGUUAUGAUAUACAAGUAUUUAGUUUAGGAAUGAACUGCCAAAAGUCCUCCCUAUUUAGGAUUGGAGUGCUGCGGUCACUAAGUCUCUGUUAGUUAAAAAAUGAUAAAUCAAACGUUUAAACAUGAAUGCGUGACUAUGUAAAAGAGACAUCAAAAUUUCGCCCCGUUUACUUUACUGGGUGUUCCCCUAUUAUUUUCCCAGUCUGUUUUAUUUGCACAUUUUGAAAAUUUCAUAUUUCAAAAUUAACAAUUGAAAACGUAUAUACCAGCAUGAACGGAAUAUAUACAUUUCGUAAAGCAUCAUAAUUACGCUAAUUUUGCGCGGUAACAAAUACGACUAAACAGUGAAUUCACCUUACAGAUCCCAUUAAAAGUUAAAGACCCAACUUUAAGUUAACGCCCCCAAAUUUUACCUGUGUUGCGAUCAAUGAUAAGCCGCUGGUCAAUCAAACUUUUAACAAUAGAGCUUAGGUUGAUUGACGUUUGCAGAGACCAUGGUCUACAGCUACCUGAGAAAGAUGUUUUGAUAACAAUCACGGCUAAUGAUGACCAGCAGUCUUCAGAUCUCCAGGAAAGUCCCAGUAUACCCGAGUUUUGAUAGCAUUGACUCACACCUAGAAUAUUUUAAUUUCUAACGUCCCCUAUACAAUGCAAUUUAUCAUCGUAUUUUCUCUCUCCAUCUUUAUACAUGUAUUAUAGAUUAAACAAUCAGAAAUCAAACAAUAAUAAUAAAAAAAAACCAACAACAACAAAAAAAACAUAAGUAAUUGGAAUAUUUUCUAUUAAUGAUUUAUUAUGGCUUUAUAUUUAUAAAAACAUGAACAAUUCUUUAUUGGCGCAGCGCAUCAACAUGUAUAAUAGUUAUAUUGCCCAUGCGUAAAACUGUUACAGUAGUUUAAAAAAAAAUGCUUAUGUUUGAGAUACCACAUGGAUUAUAAAUUACACAAUCAGAAAUCAAACAAUAGUAAAAAAAGUAUAAAUAAGUUAUUGAGAUAUUUCUAUUUAUAAUUUAUCACGGCUUUACAUUUAAAGAGAGAGAGAGUUACUGAGAUAUUUCUAUUUAUAAUUUAUCGCGGCUUUAUAUUUAUAUAUAGAGAGAGAGUUAUUGAGAUAUUUCUAUUUAUAAUUUAUCCCGGUUUUAUAUAUAUAUAUAUAUAGAGAGAGAGAGAGAGAGAGAGAGAGAGAGAGAGAGAGAGAGAGAGAGAGAGAGAGUUAUUGAACUAUUUAUAAUUUACCACGGUUUUAUAUUUAUAAAGAGAGAGAGAGAGAGAGAGAGAGAGAGAGAAAGAGAGAGAGAGAGAGAGAGAGAGAGAGAGAGAGAGAGAGAGAGAGAGAGAAAUGUGUAAAACUGUAGCAAAAAUAUAGAUGAAAUAAUAUGGCAUGGCAAUAGUGUUGCAUACGUAUGACAAUAAUUACUCAUUUAGUCAAUGAUUGAGAGUAAGAGAGAGAGAGAGAGAAAGGGGGGGGGGUAGACUAGCUAUGUGUCAGCUUCUGUUUGGGAUACCAUCCUUACACAAACACUACCUCCACAGAAACCCUAAAGAGAGAGAGAGGAGGGGGUGUAGACUUCGUGUCAGCUUCUGUUUGAGAUGCCAUCGUUACACAAACACUACGUCCACAGAAACCAUAAAGAGAGAGAGGGGGGGGGGGGGGUAGACUUGUGUCAGCUUCUGUUUGGGAUACCACCAUUACGCAAACACUACAGCUAGAGAAACCCUAUAGACGGCCCAUAUUGAGGGGUAUCUUGAUCAUUCUUCAUUUGGUUGUACAUGUACACAGAUCUACUUGGAUUUAUUCAUUUUCUCGAAACAUGGAUAUUUUACCUACUACACCCACGACACCGCGAACUCCCAGGACACCAGGAUGUGCCCGGAAACGCCGGUUACAGGAUGGAUGACAUUCCCCGUGUAUCAGAAGUCUUGUACGUGGGUCUGUGUCAUGAGAUAGGGACACCGACAGAAGUGACCGUCAGAAGGGACGUGGAGGAUAUGAAGGAAAUGAUAAAGAAACCUGUAGAGAUAUAUAGAGGAGAUAGAUCGAUGUUAAGUGGUAGUUAUGGGGAGGGAUUCAGGUUUAAAUCAUCGGACAUGGACAUCAUGUACUGGCAUUGUCACCAUAAACUGAUAAGCGAUAUCUCACAGGCCAGACUUUACGAUAGAACAAAACACGACAUUAUUCUGAUGGAGGACAGUGAUACACCGCCUGGGUUUGUCAAACUACAGAUUCUGACAUGGCCACGAAAAGAAUGCAUUGCAUCAUCAGCUGUUCGAGUCAAUGAUAAAGUUUACAUGUCAAGUUUUCUACAUCAACAAAGAGCAGUUAAAGUAUAUAAAGAAAGCAAAAGUUACCAGAGAGUCACUAGUCACGGUCCUUCUGCUAACUCUUAUAUCGGAUCUACUGAAUAUGACCAUGUUCUUUGUAUUGCUGGUACACAUUGGCCUGAAUUGACGCUACCUUGGAUUGAAAGAUGUUUCCGGUAUACUUGGCCUCCUGAACCUGUGCUUGAAGAAAUCUUAAAAAAUGGAUAUCAUUGUGUGCCAGUGGGAAGUAAAAUUGAUUCUAGUGGUAUCAUAUUAGAGUGGAGAUUGUCGUUUUCUCAGGCAGAACAGAAACUCGUAUCUAGCAUGAAUCAUACACAAUUUCUGGUUUACGGACUUCUGAAAAUAUUUCUAAAGGAGAUACUCAACCAUGGCGUGGAGGAACCAUUACUGUGUUCUUAUUUCCUGAAAACCACCGUAUUCUGGAUGAUACAGGAGGGAUCUGUUGAGUGGCGCCCAAACAAUUUACUGAACUGUUUCUGGAAGUGUUUCAGAUACCUCAUUCACUGCGUUAAUCUUGGUGCGUUCCCGAAUUUUUUCAUUCCACAGAACAACAUGUUUAUUAACAAAGUUGUAGGUGCUGCUCGCACGGCCUUAUUGGAACGGCUUGAUCAUUACUACGAUAUGGGCGUGUCCUGUCUCCUACAAAAUCCAACCCUCAGAUCCAUCUUAGAACCAGCCCUCAGUAGUCUGACCUUCGUGAUUCCCUCUGCUGAAGGACACAUUAAAGCUGUUUUAGAUUUAGAUAGCACUGUGAGGAGGGAAAUAAUGUCAUACAGGUUUCUAACUACAGAUUUGUUACGAUGCCAUUUCAUUUUAUUGUCAACAAUAGAUAAACUAUCACGCUUAUCACUCUCACCAUACCAAACAUUAACAUUACAGUAUUGUACAGCUGAGAUACUCAUUUGCACGGCCUUCAUGAUGGUAAACAGCACUUCAAACAACACAUGUAAAAAUGUGUACAGGCUAGACAGAAUUGUCUGUAACAUGUUGAAACUGGCAUCAAGAGUAGGCCCUGUGUCCCAUUUACUGUAUCUCGCCUUGUAUUACUAUAGAACAGGUAGAUAUAACGAAGUACUCUGUGUGACUUAUCUCACUAAACAAAGACUAUCACAGCCCUAUAUCAUGUAUCACGGUGAUUAUGUAGACAGACAGAGAUACAGUGAGGCUGUAGGUAGUCUGUCUCUGUCUAGGAAAAUGAACACAGCCUGGGUAGAAAAUGUGACGUUGAUGUCUGAAAUCCAUUAUAUUGAUGAAUUAAUCUUAGAACAGGAAGUGAGUAAACAAAACGAUGACGGUAUUUUAAUCAUUUCCCCCUUUGUGUUGACAGACAUGCUAUUGGUGUUAUCUCACUACAGACUAGGUAACAGAUCCCAGUAUCUACAGUCACUGACAGACCUACAGACCCUGCUGCUCAAUGAUGUUUGCAGAUAUGUACAGUCACACUUAAGGGGUCUGUCCUGGCAGAUACUGGGGAUCUGUCAGCAUGUUGUGGGGGACUUACACGGGGCGUUACACUCUUAUCAAGAAUCACUCAGACAAGAACAAUUCCACAACAUAAAGACAGCUACAGAAAAGAGAAUAGUGUUUGUUGAACGUUAGUUACACAGAAAUAGGCAAUCAUAAAAGGAUGUAACCUACACAGAAAUCAGACAAUGCGUAUUUCACAGUUUGCGUUUCAUUGCGGCCAGAUCGUAGUUCUAUAAACAACCUUGUCUACACAUAUGACACAAUCUACAUUGAAAUCAGACCAUCAGCAGAUUGGGAUAUCAUUUCAUCUAUCAUCUCAUGUCAUGUUAAAACUUUUGUUCCCUCAUCCUGUAAAUUUCUUAAAUGUUGUCAAAUGGGUUGUUCAGUUGUGAAGCUGUUAUCAUUUUAAUAUUUCUGCACAUCUACAAAUAGUCUACUUUGUAUUUUCUUCGCAUUGAAUUCAAGAAAUGACAAUUUUAAAUGUUAACAAUUUUUUUCCAUGUGAAAAAUUCCAAUACAUUUGUAUAUAUCUUUUGGAAUUAAAUUUUUUAUGUAUAAUGUAAAUACAGUUGAUGAUAAGUGACAUGUCUUUAUGAAAUAUAAUUUGUUUUAUUCAAAUCAGUCGUCUCCCCAGAUGCAUGGUAUGGAGGAGAAAGCAUGCACAUUACGAACUGCACUUUUUGCACCAAGGAAAAAGAUGCAGAAAAGACUUAUUUACAUCGAUGUGAUCAACGUCAUUUUUGCAUAUGAUAUAAAAAUAAUGACUUUUAUGCUGAAGUACCAUUAUGAAAGUGAACAUGCCCUAGUAUAUGAAACAAGAGGCCACAUCGCUCACCUGAGUCACCUUGGCCCUGCCAUUGCUAAGCUUUUGUGAUAUUUAAAAGAUUUUUUAUCAAUCUUGAUUCCCAUGAAAAACUUUGAACCCAUAUUGUGGCCCAAAAAUAUGUAAGACCUACCUUGAAUAGUUCUGAAGAUAUUUAAUAACUUACGUUGUCUUAAAAGCAGGUCAAAUUUCAAAGUCACAAGGUCAAAGGUUAUAGUAUGAAAUUGAAUAGAUCAGAUUAUUAUUGAAAGUAGGUUCCAACUUCAAAGUCAAGGUCACAAUGUAAAACUGAACGAAACUAGGACCGUCCUUUCGGGACUAACCCCCCCCCCCCCCCCCCCCCCCCAGGCAUACUAUAUAAUGGAUAAAAACAGACUUCUUCAGAUGGUAUCUAGUAUAUUACUUUUUUUUAAUUAUUGAAAAUGUUGUUUUAAACAUCAAUGAAUCAAUCUAAUAUUAAGAUAUUUCCGGUGUUGCUCAAUAUAAACAAUAUACCAAUAAAAAGGAUUUUCAGAGAA
Ostrea edulis (European flat oyster) is the source of this 9537-nucleotide messenger RNA. RefSeq lists its product as uncharacterized. The record is from RefSeq and is a predicted model, not a curated record. The coding region runs from base 6178 to 8328 and encodes 716 amino acids. NCBI's taxonomy places the organism in Eukaryota, Metazoa, Mollusca, Bivalvia, Ostreida, Ostreidae. The transcript is spliced from 3 exons.